Molecule: messenger RNA, 525 nt
Organism: Histoplasma mississippiense
Lineage: Eukaryota; Fungi; Ascomycota; Eurotiomycetes; Onygenales; Ajellomycetaceae
Exons: 2
Coding region: 1-525 (174 amino acids)
Molecular function (GO): nucleic acid binding
Source: RefSeq, a predicted model, not a curated record
AUGAAAUUCAUCAACUAUGCGGAUCAAAAUCGAAUACUACUGGCAGUUCUUCCUCCUCACUCCACCCACCGUUUACAACCGCUCGAUCUGGCGAUAUUUGGACCUUUGGCAAAAGCUUAUUCAAAUGAGCUAAAUGAGAAUAUACGGACUGGAUUGGGCCUCAUUCGCACUACAAAAAGAGAUUUUUGGCAGUUAUUUAAAAAGGCGUGGGAAAUUGCUGUUAUACCUUCUAAUAUUGAGAUUGCAUUUGCUGCUGCUGGCAUCUCACCUUUCAACCCUGAACGCGUGCUUGCAAAGAUUGUCAGAGCCGCCCGUGAGCAAGCCGCUGCGGCAGAAGCUCUCAAAAUUGAUUCCCAAGCUCGUCGGCAGGAGGCACAACUACAAUGUACAAUUCUUCGUGAAGAAAAGACUGCAGAAACUGUCAAAUGGAAGGAUGAACGUCAAAAGGCUUGCAAGGAGGCCGUCAGGCAGCGUGAGAAAGCCAAAGAGGCCGCAGCAGUCAAACACCAGAUUGAAAAGAAGUAG